CCACAGUCCCACAGCACACUACACCUCCAGAGUCCCUUUCCCUCCCAAGCAACACACAUCACUCUAUAUCCAAGCUAGAGGAGGAAGAAGAGCUCGUCGGUCGACUGACCAAAAAGCAGCAGCAGCAAGCCAUGGGCAAGGACUGCGGCAACCACCGCGACGACCACCUCCGGAACUGCUGCCGGCGCCUCCUGGCCGUGUUCCUGUUCCUGGCCUUCAUCGUCGCCGUCAUCUCACUGAUCGUCUACCUCGUCCUCCGCCCCACCCACCCGCGCUUCUACCUCCAGGACGCCUCCCUCCGGCAGCUGGACCUCUCCAACGCCUCCAGCCUCCUCUCCACCUCGCUCCAGGUCACCGUCGCCUCCCGCAACCCCAACGACCGCGUCGGCGUCUACUACGACCGCCUCGACGUCUACGCCUCCUACAAGUACCAGCAGAUCACCGUCGCCUCCUCGCUCCCGGCGGUGUACCAGGGCCACGGCGACGUUGACAUCUGGUCGCCGGUGCUCGACGGGCCCAACGUCCCCUUCGCGCCCUACCUCGCCAGCGCCAUCUCCCAGGACUGCCAGGCGGGGUACCUCAUCCUCCAGGUCAAGAUCGACGGCCGCGUCAGGUGGAAGGUCGGCAGCUGGAUCUCCGGCCACUACCACCUCUUCGCCACCUGCCCGGCCUUCCUCGUCACCACCGGCGGCAACGGCGCACCCGGGGCCAGCGGCUUCAAGUUCCAGACAACCACCUACUGCCACGUCGAGGUCUAGUUAAGAUCAAGGCUAGCUCCGGCGAGAGGUAGGCUUCUUCUUGGAGUAGCGUUCGCCUGUGUUGUGUCCAUACUCCAUAGUCAAAGCAGAGGCGCAGAUCGGUGGUAAUAAUAUCACUAUUUAUGUGGGGAUAUAAUACAAAUGUAAAGGAGGGGUGAUGAUUUAGUACCGUUUGCUUAGGGGAAGUUACCACGAUGCUUAUGUGCGUGCCGCCUUCAUUAGCUGCUUACUCUUCUGUUACUGCUACUUCAAAGCUUAUAACAACUGUCAAUAAACCAUUUUUGUGGCA
Molecule: messenger RNA, 1047 nt
Organism: Lolium rigidum
Lineage: Eukaryota; Viridiplantae; Streptophyta; Magnoliopsida; Poales; Poaceae
Product: NDR1/HIN1-like protein 1
Exons: 1
Coding region: 132-758 (208 amino acids)
Biological process (GO): defense response to other organism
Source: RefSeq, a predicted model, not a curated record